This is a messenger RNA of Trichoderma citrinoviride, 495 nucleotides long. RefSeq lists its product as hypothetical. The transcript has 6 exons. The record is from RefSeq and is a predicted model, not a curated record. NCBI's taxonomy places the organism in Eukaryota, Fungi, Ascomycota, Sordariomycetes, Hypocreales, Hypocreaceae. Bases 1 to 495 code for a protein of 164 amino acids.
AUGGCGGUCGGGUUCGGGGGUUUACUUGCCAGACUCCGAGUCUGGUGGCUGACUCCGUAUCACUCUGAAUCGAUGAAAUGGUCUUACAAGGAGAAGCAACACCAUGAAUGGAAGCUACGUCUUUCGUUCUUCCACCGCAAUCUGCGGCAGAGCCUUCUCCGGAAUCUUAGAGUCACGCGCGCCAACAUGAAGGGUGCUUGGGUGCCUGGCAGCAUUGUAGGUACAUACAGCACCCGUACCUGCCUGUACCUGGCGCAGGGCUACGGAACCAUGGCCAAGGCUCUGCUGCAGAAAUCCGGCACUCCAACCACGAUGGACUCACUUGUUCAGGUACGACCACAAGGUCCGUCGGGCGUCUCCAUACCGAGGCAAGGUACCCAAGUACUACUAAACCCCAUCUGUCUGUACGAGGUCCCGCUUGCGCGGCGGUAUGAGAAGGACGCCGGAAACACGGGGUGGCCAAGGUUGAGCGACGAGGGCCCGCGCUGUCUCUGA